AUGGCGGUCGAUACGCGAAUUAUCGUUCUAUAUUUACUAAAACCAUCUUUUCAACAUCGACGAAGAAAAACAAUACCACAUCAUCCUAUAUCAGAUACCUUUGAAAUACCAAACAAAUCUAGUCAAACUUUAGAUGCUGAAGAUGUUCUUCUUUUUGCUACUGAUUUACAACUUGAAAUUUUCUUUCAAUCAUCACAUAUCUUUAUGGACGGAACUUUUAACGCUUGUCCUCCAUACUUUGAUCACAAACAAGCUAAAGAACUUGGCCUUACAUUUGAACGUAAUGUGAUUACAAUUGAUUUUGAGCCUGACCUAAUUAAAGCAAUUAAACAUCAAUUCCCUAACUCACGUCAUAAAGGUUGCAACUUUCAUUAUAAUCAAAGUAUUUAUAAGAAGAUACAAUCACGUAGUCUUUCAUCUCAAUAUGAUAAUGGUGAAGAAGUCCGAUCUUAUGCUAGAAAGUUGAUGGCAUUUCCUUUACUACCACUUGAAAAGAUGAAUUUGGCAUCUGAAUAUCUCUUUGAGAAUCAUCCAUAUUGUCUUGAAUCUUUUUUUAAUUAUUUUCAAUCAUUUUGGAAGGAGUCUGUAACACUCGAAUUAUGGAAUGUCUGA
Molecule: messenger RNA, 612 nt
Organism: Adineta steineri
Lineage: Eukaryota; Metazoa; Rotifera; Eurotatoria; Adinetida; Adinetidae
Source: the annotation of a GenBank genome assembly